AGCAAAACAGGAAACAAAUUUGACGUGUAGCAGCACACAAAGAGGAAGAGGAGGGUUUUCCAGUCAGUCAAACUGCUGCUGGUCUGAUUCCAUCCAGCUGCAGAAUGGAGGGAACAUGUGUCCAGAUGCUGCUGGCUCUGAUCUCACUGCUGUGCUGCACAACAAACGGAGCUCGUCUGACCAUCAGUCCCAGCAGAUCUCAGCUGUUUGAAGGAGACUUUGUGUCUCUGAUCUGUGAGGAGGACGACAGCUCUGCUGGAUGGACGGUGAGGAGAAACACCACCAGACAACUGUCUGAGUGUGGAGAUAGAUGGGGGAAAGCAGCUGGUUCAUCCUGUAACAUCAGUGUUGUCUUCACAAGGGACUCUGGAGUUUACUGGUGUGAGUCCAGAGAGGGAGCAACCAGUAACAGCAUCACCCUCACUGUCACUGGUGGAUCAGUGAUCCUGCAGAGUCCUGUCCUCCCUGUGAUGGAGGGAGAUGACCUCACUCUGAGCUGUCAAUCAAAGCCUCCCUCCAACCUCCCAGCUGCUUUCUAUAAAGAUGGCUCCCUCAUCAGGACUGAGUCUACAGGUCACAUGACCCUCCACCAUGUUACCAGGUCUGAUGAAGGUCUCUACAGGUGUAGCAUCAGCAGCCAUGGAGAGUCUCCACCCAGCUGGAUCUCUGUCACAGGUAAACCUACAACCACACCCCCACUACUGUAGCCUCACCCCUUUCCUCAUUCUCCUUCCAUCUUCUGUUCACUCUGCUCCUCCACCUGCUGGUGUUCUGUCCGUACUUCAUCUCCACCCUCCUCAUGGUGUCUUUAUAUCGACACAGAGACACAGGUAACACUGAACCAUUCACUGACCUGUCAAUCAAUCAAUGAGUCAACGGAGCUGAGUAAUGAUUCACAAGUCAGUAAAGUGAUUCUUGAGUAUUGAACGAUUCCUUCAUGACUUGUACAUCACUAAACUGAAUUCUUCUUCUUGUGUUGAUCAAUAAUCUACAUUUUCUUUCUAACCUGCUCUGUCUGCAGGAAGCGAUCUGCCCGUCUCCAUGGUGAUGACUCCAUCCUCCCAGGCUGAUCAAAGAUUGGAUGAUGACCAUAAUGAUGUCACCACAGAGCAUCAUUUAAACUGAGCUGAACAUCUCAUCUCUCUCUUCUUCUGCUCUUCUUGUCUUCAAACGUUAGAAACCAAAUGUUUCCAGAACUGAGCUCAGCAUGUGGUAAGGAGGCGCUAGCACCCUCCUCAGCUUCAUUUUAACUUUUUUCUGAAGGAGAAUAAAUAUGGACACGUCA
Melanotaenia boesemani (Boeseman's rainbowfish) is the source of this 1285-nucleotide messenger RNA. Its product is annotated as high affinity immunoglobulin gamma Fc receptor I-like. NCBI's taxonomy places the organism in Eukaryota, Metazoa, Chordata, Actinopteri, Atheriniformes, Melanotaeniidae. The transcript is spliced from 5 exons. Gene Ontology annotation, biological process: cell surface receptor signaling pathway. Bases 105 to 707 code for a protein of 200 amino acids. The record is from RefSeq and is a predicted model, not a curated record. Gene Ontology annotation, molecular function: transmembrane signaling receptor activity.